Molecule: messenger RNA, 1614 nt
Organism: Tinamus guttatus (white-throated tinamou)
Lineage: Eukaryota; Metazoa; Chordata; Aves; Tinamiformes; Tinamidae
Source: RefSeq, a predicted model, not a curated record
UUCUCUGAGAUCUGCCCGUUGCAUAGCCAUACGUAUUAGAUGACUUUGGGACCUGCUUUCCAACGACCAUGAAGGGAUUAUCCAGCAGCCGUAGUCAUCAUCAUGGGGUUGCCUGUGACCCACAGUGUGACAGCCUGCCACAUCACCCAGACAGGAAGCCAUAUUUGUUAAAUCCAGUGGACCCUCACCCAGCAGAUCACCCUUACUACACUCAAAGGAACUCUUUCCAGGCAGAAUGCAUGGUGCCCUACAGCGAUCAGAUUGCCAGCAGCACUUUUCCUCGGAGACAUUACAAUUCUCACCACGAACUUAAGGACGAGUGUGCUCUCGUUCUUUUGGACCAGUUUGAGCGACAGUUGCCUCUGAAUCGCGAUGGCUACCAUACGCUGCAGUACAAGCGGACUGCCUUGGAGCACCGCAGUGACAGCCCAGGGAGGAUCCGGCAUUUGGUCCAUUCUGUCCAAAAGCUCUUUACCAAGUCCCAUUCACUUGAGGGACCCUCCAAGGGGAGCGUCAAUGGGGGCAAAGCGAGCCCGGAGGAGUCACAGACAAUGAGGUAUGGGAAGCGCAGCAAGAGUAAAGAAAGGCGAUCAGAAGGUAAGCCCAGAUCCAAUGCCUCAGGAUGGUGGAGUUCAGAUGACAACCUGGACAACGAUGUUUGCAUUUAUCAUGGCCCCAGUGGGGUCAUGACCAUGGGAAGGUGCCCUGAUCGUUCUUCUUCCCAGUACUUUAUGGAAGCCUAUAACACUAUUAGUGAACAUACUGUGAAGUCAUCCAGAAGCAAUAAUGAUGUCAAAUGCUCUACCUGUGCAAACCUGCCUGUAAAUCUGGACUCCCAGUUAAUGAAGAAAAGCUCUUGGUCCUCUACACUAACCGUGAGCAGAGCCCGCGAAGUUUACCAGAAAGCAUCAGUUAACAUGGACCAGACAGUUGUGAAGGCAGAGACAUGUCAACAGGAACGGUCAUGUCAGUACCUUCAGGUUCCUCAAGAUGAAUGGACUGGGUACACUCCACGAGGGAAAGAUGAUGAGAUUCCCUGCCGGCGAAUGCGUAGUGGCAGUUAUAUUAAAGCCAUGGGGGAUGAUGACAGUGGAGACUCAGACACAAGUCCGAAGCCAUCUCCAAAGAUUGCAGCACGAAGAGAGAGCUAUCUCAAGGCCACCCAGCCAUCCCUUACAGAGCUCACCACCCUCAAGAUAUCCAGCGAACACUCACCAAAGCUUCAGAUCCGGAGCCACAGCUACUUGCGGGCAGUGAGUGAAGUCUCCAUCAACAGGAGUCUGGACAGCCUGGACCCUGCUGGACUGCUGACGUCCCCCAAAUUUCGCUCCCGGAACGAGAGCUACAUGAGGGCCAUGAGCACCAUUAGUCAGGUGAGCGAGAUGGAGGUGAAUGGUCAGUUUGAGUCCGUUUGCGAGUCAGUGUUCAGCGAACUGGAGUCUCAGGCCGUGGAGGCCCUGGAUCUGCCAAUGCCCGGCUGCUUCCGCAUGCGGAGCCACAGCUACGUGAGAGCCAUCGAGAAGGGCUGUUCACAGGACGACGAGUGCAUAUCACUGCGCUCCUCAUCUCCCCCACGAACAACCACGACUGUGAGGACCAUCCAGAGCAGCACCG